This is a messenger RNA of Lineus longissimus, 2678 nucleotides long. RefSeq lists its product as uncharacterized. The record is from RefSeq and is a predicted model, not a curated record. The coding region runs from base 307 to 987 and encodes 226 amino acids. Lineage: Eukaryota; Metazoa; Nemertea; Pilidiophora; Heteronemertea; Lineidae. The transcript is spliced from 3 exons.
GAGAAGACGGUACAUUCAAUACUUUGACCAGCAACGGUGACGCAACCCGGCGUAUAAACUGGCACCAUUCGAAGAAGACCGCGCGCUCGGACGACACCAAUUACUGUCCCCGUUUUCUAAUAACCGUAUUUUUUGUACUGGAAUAUUUAUGGCCAAAAUCAGCCAACAUAUCAUUAUGUGUCUGAUGAUGGGAUGCUUUCUUAAGUUUCUACCUUCGCACGCAGAAUCUAGCUUGAAAGAUAAAAACUAAACUAUCUAGUUUCUCAUACGCGGUGCUGGCGUUGUUGCGAGUAAAGAUUCGGCAAGAUGGCGGGUUCACAGACGAGGUCUGCUCCGGGAAAGCCUGCGCCCUAUUCCUACUGGGUGGUCAUAGGUGUCCCUUCCGUGGCCCUUUUAGGCUAUAUCCUCCUUCAGAAUAAUGUGACGGAGUUUUCAGCUUAUACUUUUAUUGAUGGAGUGGAACCUUUGACGGUCUAUAAUACCAUGAAGGACACGAAUACGUUGGAAAAGCUUCAUCCAAAAAUGCAUUCAAUAAAGAUCUUGAAGAGUAAAAAAGGGGCAGACGGCCACGUACACCGAACGCUAGAGGUUCUACGAACAGUGCCAAUAGUUGGCAAUCUUACCAUCAUAGCGUCGAAUUAUCUAUACCCGGCCGAACUGAAAAUAUUCACCAAGGCGAAACUAAAAUAUGGAACUCUUGAAGAGGUUUGGGCUUUCUCCGCUUCAACAAAACAGACUCUUUCCGGAGCAGUAUUCAAAAUGAGGGUCAGGAUGUCACAGCCAUGGAUUAUUGCAAAGGUUGGUGGACACCUUGUCGAGGAUGAACACCAGGAAUGGUUGGACAUUGUCAAGAAGUAUCUCCAGGUCGUUCCCGCCAAGAAACAACAACAAAAUCAGCAACAGCAACAGCAGAAUCAACAACGCCAGCAACAACAACGCCAACAGCAACAGCAACAACACCAGCAGCAACAUCAAAAGAAACCUUAGACUGUGCAUUUUAAAAUACAGCUUUCUAUGUGGCGAGAACACAUCUCUCCGUGAAAGGGGGCUGUAGAUAUGAGCUUGCGGUCAAAUUGUUGGUCUUCAUGUGAUUAAAAUGCACAUUUCGGUAUAAUGUGUUUGAUUAAGCGAUAAAUAUACAUACAAGCUUGAAUAUUUUCGAUCACUGUGGGAAAAGAGAGACGUCACCCUAAAACGGCGACUUCGUGAAGAAGUACCAUUACUAGGCUAUCUACCAGCUAAACAUGUAGAGUGGAACCCCGGUAACACGACCACGAAUCAUUGCAGCAUUCGUCUUUUCACGGCAAUAAGGCCCUUUGGUCGGGUUAGAGGUGUGAAUUUGGUCAUUGGGACCGCCCAAUCCAGCGGUCGUGGUCUGGGUACCGGAGUGGUCGUGUUACCGGGGGCCUUGUAAUGGUAGUUAGAGAGGAAACCAUUCGGGACCGGCGAUUCUUGGUCGUCAUAGCGGGGCUGUGGCGUUACCGGGGUUCCACUGUACAUGCAGGUUCCGACAAACGGUUGCUUGUUUUUGACUCUUAGAAAAGCCUUUCAUCCACCUAAGGCUUCCAUUUUUCACCAGUACAGGUAAAUGUUAAUCGUUCAACGAGAUAGGAUUUUUUGAAAGGCAACAGCAGGAAAGUAGCGCUUGAGAUUAGAAAGCUGCCGAGUAAAGUUAAAAUUAACUCCAGGUUCUCUCGGGUUAACACAAGCUGAUCUUUCAUCACUGACUAAACUGACCGCUUUUUUGUUUAAUUUCAAAAACAAUUUACAUGUAUCUGGUGUGGGAAAUGCUGGGGAUCUAAAGCAUGGCCUAAAGUUAGAUUGUUCACUACAGUCUGAAUCUUUCCAUUUAUUGAAAGAUUCUGCUACAAUACAGUAUUUUGGAGAAAGAACGGAGGAAAUAGAGGUUGUAUCUUUAGAUGUUAAGUGCAUAACCAUUAUUAUUUUCAUUUGUAUGCAGACUUCAUUCAUCAUAAUUCCUGUAAAACAGUGUAACAAAUGCAAAACCCCGGGUAAUCAUUCAUCCUUCAUCAUUCUUUUGGAUCGUAGCAACCAUAACAGCUUCAAAUACAUAGAACUUUGAAAAUAUUUAUUUUCUGAGCUAGAUAUAUGCCAAAUGACUACAUGUAUAGUUCGAGUGAUAUUAGGUGUAUAGCCUGAUUUGUUACCGUAGGAAGCGUCAUCAUGUACCUGUACAUGACCGCUCACGGUUUCGCACAGCACCUCGUAGCGACGAGAAAACCUUUCGGGUCGAGAUGGUGACGUUACUAGAAGAAUGCAUUUAUUCAUAAAAGUAACUUUUAGGAAUGUUUCUUGAUAAUUGUUUGUUAAAAGUUAUAUUUUGCAAUAGUAAAGUUUAGAUAUAAACGUAUGUGACUAACUGCUGAGAAAUGUGAGUGAAUAUUUUUAUAAUCCUGCUCCACUACUGAGAGCAUAAUAUCAAGUAUCUCCCUAGACACACAACAUGGAAUUCGCCAAGAUAAGACUGUUUGUGAACAGUCAGGACACAAAUUUGUUGAUGUGCACCAUUGCUAACAUAAAUGUAUCAGAAAAAAAGAAAACUGACAAUGCACAGAGUGAGGAGUACGACUUCCAAAGCAGGUAUAGAGCCAAGAUGUUCAUAUUCAGCUUUUGCUACAAAAUACAGUGUUGUUUCUUUCGAAUAAACAAGGUCUUCU